This is a messenger RNA of Prorocentrum cordatum, 993 nucleotides long. The record is from the annotation of a GenBank genome assembly. NCBI's taxonomy places the organism in Eukaryota, Dinophyceae, Prorocentrales, Prorocentraceae.
GAGCAGAUUGUGGGCGACGGCACCCAGACCAUCGUCGCGGCGGCGGAGGUGAGUCCGUACCCGCAGGACCUCGGCUGGUGGUACAGCAAGUCGAAUUUUACGGAGACCAUGCGGUCGCAGGCGCUUUCGUCGCUUGGGGUUCCCAGCGACUGGAUCACCAAGUACGCCCACUGUGACAACAGCACCGUGAACAGCAUGUGUGGGAGCCCGCCGAAGUAUCAGUACGCGAGCUCUGGGUUCCUUAUGGGCCCGGCCUUGGAUCUUUUCACGAUGCUCAGCGGUCUCGAGUCCUAUGAGGGCCCGGAGAACCGAUUCAUCAACGAGUAUUUUCUUGCGAAUCCUGCAAAGAUGACUCUAGACUACUCGGGAUCAUUGUCGAUGACCUUGCACAACCUUGUCAAGCCGGACGGCAGCAUUCCUGUGGAAAUCUCGGGGUCUGGCGACAGCAAGAAGCUCGUGUCCAAGGAUACCAACACGACCAUAUGUUUCGUCCACGGCAACGGCAACUCCUUCGAGGCCCUGAGAUUACUGGCACAGGAGCUGAAGGAUGCGUGAGGCACUGCCAGAGGAUCGAGUGCCGGGCCUGCGCCAAGAAAGUCCACUUCUGGUCUACUGGUUUGGAGCGCCCGCCGCCCAGGCAGUUCGCUCGGCUGGCCUGCUCUUCCUCUCCUUUAUCCAGCCUCUCGUCUUCUCCCUCCAUCCUGCACGUCAUCGGACUCCCGGACGGCGCGUCUCUGGAUUCUACACGCUGCGCGUUUCCCCACCAGUUUUCCCGACCGCGACCGCCCGCCGCCAGCGCUUCCGCCUGCGGCUGUAAAAAAAUAAAAAUAAAAAACAAACCCCAAGUGGCGUACCACCACACCUACGCCCAGAGAGCUUGUGGGAUUUAUGAUCUGCCGCUUAGAUUUGCCUGGAGCGUCGAUCCGAUGCCCACAUUCCGACGGUUGUCUUGAACUGUCGGAUGACUGUUGUAAUACCGAGCGCCUACUUGGA